AUGCCGCCUCCACGUGCUAUGACAUUCACUGGUUGCUGGACAUGCAAAGUCCGUAAAGUCGCAUGCGAUAAACGACCAAUCGCUUGUAAGAACUGCGAAAAGCGAGGUGUGACCUGUGGCGGUUAUGGUAUCAAAUUGCAAUGGGUCUCAGAUUCGCUUGCAGAGGCUCGCACAAAUUCCAGAUAUCAAGGGCGUAGGGCUUUGAAACUAGAUCAGACAUAUCCAGUCCAUGAGUCUGAGACGAUUGACAUGUUCCUCUCACAUAUUGAUCUAGAUACUCAAGAAGGGUCGUCAUCUCGUCAGGGCCCUUUCUCUGUGUUUUCAGUCAGGGAGAUCAGUCCUCCGGAAAUGGACAUGUCGCACACAAUAUCCGAGUCUUCACCUGCCACUACCAUCAGCCAAUAUGGCGAACUACUAUACUACAAUCAAUUGAAACCUUUGGUAGAACACCAUGUCGCUUGUCAAUUACCACAAUCGGCUGUACCAGACCUAUAUUUCGACACGGAAAUCUUGCUGUCCUCUGAACCUUCAGGCUCAUCAUUUGAGCUCUUUUCUGGAGUCGAGUAUACAUCAACCAGCACGAGUCUAACCGAUCAAGUACCAGCAAUAAAAUGCCCGCUCAACCAACAGUCUUCGAUAGCAGAGGCUAAUUCUGACAAGACGAACAGCCAAAACACGUCAGUUGUAGAGACAGGUAUAACUCAAUUCAGAUGCAUUUUCAAAGACUCGGAUAUUUCUUUUCUCAUGAGCCAUUAUGAUACUCACGUUGCGAGUCUUUUGAUGCCAGUUUCACACUCGGAAAACCCGUUCCGGCGCCUUUAUCUAUCUACAGCGAUUGAGGGGAUGAUGUAUCACGACUCCUCCGUAACGACGUCAAAAGGAAUGGCAUACAUAGCCCUUUAUCAGUCUCUAUUGGCGUCAGCAUCCUUUCACCGUUGGAACUGCGACCAGCGACAGAUAAUGCAUCGAGAAACAGGAGCCAAGUACCGUUAUCGGGCCAUUCAAUCACUGAAAAAUGCAGUGAGUGAAGCUGGCUCGGUGGCCAACUAUCAAAUUCUUAUGAUGGCGAUCCUAUCUCUCGUAACUAUUGGUGUCUUGUCAGGAGAGGGUGAGGAGUUUCGCCUACACAUAGAAGCUGCUACGCAACUCCGCAACGCACGAAGUCGCUGGAAACUGAUGAGCCGCCCCUCCCAGCAGCUAAACCAAGUUGGCACUUUUUUGGCUUUGCUAUCUCGUACCAUGUUGUUUAAGCCUUCUUCACUUCCAUGGCGCGACAGCAAUGAGCAGGCUACUGCUGCAGAAGAUGAAGCCAUACAAUCAAGCGCUUGUUAUGAGUACAUAUAUGGUAUCAAGCCAAGUAUUGCCGUAGCAAUCAACCGGGCUUGUCGUCUUGCUGAGCAUUUGCUUCGGGUUCGAGAGGAAGGAGAACAGCAAAUACCGGACACCUUGCUGGAAGGUUGUGAAGAAUUAGGUGACAUGCUAGAGUCGUGGCGGUUAAAAGAAGAGAGUCCCACACCAAUAUCGAGUGACGAUGACCUUGGGGUCUUGAUUUUUACUCAUCAAGCAAAGGCUUGGUACGCUGCUGCACUUAUCUACUACUAUACCCGCAUCCAAGGUGCUCAGCCGACGGACCUCAUCCAAGAAGUUACUGCUGUCGCGGAACACAUGUACGCCAUGGAGGAUAUCAAAUCAAGAUUAGGUGUCUUGAUACAAGACAAUCCUAUGGCGCCCAUCACUUGGCCGGCUUUUGUUGCGUCGUGUAAUGCUCUGGGGGACAUGCGUCAGAGGGGCUCAAAUUGA
Messenger RNA from Fusarium venenatum, 1800 nucleotides. Lineage: Eukaryota; Fungi; Ascomycota; Sordariomycetes; Hypocreales; Nectriaceae. The record is from RefSeq and is a predicted model, not a curated record.